Molecule: messenger RNA, 715 nt
Organism: Castor canadensis (American beaver)
Lineage: Eukaryota; Metazoa; Chordata; Mammalia; Rodentia; Castoridae
Gene: C11H1orf115
Product: chromosome 11 C1orf115 homolog
Source: RefSeq, a predicted model, not a curated record
CGAAGGGCUCACGGCACCAUGACGGUGGGAGCCAGGCUCCGAAGCAAGGCGGCGAGCAGCCUCCCGCGCCGCGGGCCCCUGGGGCGGGCGCGGGCCGCGGGGGACGAGGACGCGGACGCGAUCCUGGAGCACCUGGAGUGCGAGGACGAGGCGGCGGCGUGCGGGGCGCGCGGGGCGCGCGGGCGGCGCGCGGGGGCGCGGAGGGUGCACCUGGCCGCGCUGCCCGAGCGCUACGAGCCACUGGAGGAGCCCGCGCCCGAACCCGCGCCCGGAGACAAGCCCAAGAAGCGGUACCGGAGGAAGCUGAAGAAGUACGGCAAGAAUGUUGGGAAGGUCAUCACCAAAGGCUGUCGCUACAUCGUCAUUGGCCUGCAAGGAUUUGCUGCUGCCUACUCUGCCCCAUUUGGAGUUGCCACCAGCGUGGUGUCCUUUGUGCGCUAACUGGCACCACAAGAGCACCUGGGGACAGUGCAAAUCCAGGAGCAGUUCAGAAUUGGACUCGAAGAAUACUUGGAAGAGGAAAAAAUGCAUUUCUUUGUUGACUGGAUGAGUGUUAGGGAUGAGCCAUCCCCAUCCAUCUCUGAGCUUCUCACAUCUCUUGGACAUGGCAGAUCCAGCAGUCAAUCCUGUAGGGAAUUAGGCUGAGGUUAGGUUUGGGGUUAGGGUUAGAGCCUUCCUAUGAAGGAUGGAGGCAGACACCUGGCAGGUCUGAGCA